AUGCCCCCGAGGGCCGCCGCCCCGCGCACGCGGCUGUGCUCGGGUCCCGGCCGUCGAGCACAGGGGUGUAGCUGCACCCAGUGGUUGUCCCGCGCCCACCCCGGAGCUCCGAGAAGCUCUGGGACCAGAUCGUUACCACCCGUGCCAGGCUGUCCCGCCUACCCCACGCCCGCCCGGAUCUGGGGGCGAACCCGCCACCGCCGCGCCCUCCCCGUAUCCGGCUCCGCAGUGACACGCGCAACCCUCGCCCCACCCCGGGCCACGUCUCCCGCUCCCAGUACAGCCACUCUCCUCCGGCCGAACAAAGAGGCCCCGGGACGCCGCGGAGCCUGCCAUGCCCGGACGGGUCGCGCCAGACCAAAGGGCCAAGGGCGGAGGCGGCGGUCACAAAGCGGCUUUUGUGCCACCCACCCGACCCGCUGCGGAAGCCGAAAUUACCCCCGGCCGCCGCGCAAGCCGGACCGCGCCGCCCCCGUCGCCCCGGGCUCGGGAGGGACUCAAAAGCCUGUGCCUCCGGCGGUCAACCGCCACCCUGCAGCCCCGAGGGGCCCGGCGUCUGCCUCCGCACAGCCGGCCGCAAUCGGCCGGCCACAGGGCCGUAACCAGCCCGCUCCCACCCGGGACCCACCGGAACUGCAACCCGGGGCAACCUGGAGGAGACGCCGGGCUCCGAACAAAGGCGACAGCAGGGAUAGGAGGGCCGGUCGUGGAUUCCCAACCCGAGAGGCGACGAUGCGACGGCUACUCACAGGAAUAUGUUUACUCAUUGAAGAUUGUGGCCUAAUCAUACAGCCGGUCCCGAGGCGGCGGCGACACAGGCGGUGGUGGCGGCUGCAGGGCAGGAGGACGGCGGUGGUCGUGGCGGAGCGGCGGUGGUGGCGAUGCAGGCGGCGGCGGGGGCACCAGACUCUACCAUGCAGUGAGCGGCUCCGAGCAGAGCGCGUAGCCGAGCCGGCCCGCAGCCGAAGGAGCCAAUACACGCGCCGAGGCGCCCUUGCGUCACAAGCCCGCCCCUUUAUAACCGGUGCGACGUGCAACCCUCCAGCCACCAAUCGCGGCCUGGAACCGCGGGCCGGGAGACUACAGGCGGGGGCGGAGACCCGCCCCCCGCGGACGUCACUCCGCGGCGGCCGCCGCCGGUGUGAACCGGUUGAUGAAUGGCUAAGCGCCGAACCGGAGCAUCCCUCGGGCGGGGGAGGGAAGGGGCUGCCGGGAGGACUCCGGGAUGCAGGAAGCCUGAGGUUAAGAAGGGGUGGGAGCGAGAGAGAUUCCGAUCUAUCGACUGGAAGAACUCCUGCUGCAAACCACUUUUCUCAUAAUUAAAACCAGCCAGGAGUGCACACAUGUCACAUGAGGAGACUCGAAGUUUGCCUGAAUCGUAAAAUGCAAUCCCUCUAGGGCUGGAACCGCGUCUCGGUGUCGACCCUAUUUUCUACUGCCUUAACCACGGUCAUCUUUGCCAGUGGUUUACCUUGGCACCUGGGUCCCGAGUACAUUCGUCAUCAAAUAAUAUUUAUGUCGCACGACCGCUGUACCCGGUGACUCAACACCUUGCAUGCCACGGCCUUAGGCUUGGUCAAGAUGAAUUCUUGUCCCUGGGGGCGCUUUCAAGCGGGGAGAAACUUACCUUCGCAAAACUUAAUGCUAUAGAAGAUGGGGAGAGUAUCUUUUGAUGCAGACGAAGCCCUGUGCUCCCUAUAUUCUUUUUUUGAUCACGCCUCUGUACUACGUACGCAUGCAACUGCAGUUGGCUCAAUUGUGGCAUUUCGAAAUCACAUGCAUCCUUUGUACUGCUGCUCACUUGAUAUGUUGUCUCAGAUAAUGAAAGGUUAGGAAGUGCUUAAAGAAAGUGUUUUGAGAAAUUAAGAAUCUUCGGUUUUGUCAAGCACUGAUGUAAUUCUUUGCGUCAAAGCUAAAGCUCUUCUUUAUGUUCGUUUUUUAAUGUUCGUUGUCAGUCCUCUUUUACUGACUUCAUUAUUUAAGCCCCUCAGAAGUAAAGUCUUAUCGCAGUUCUGUGCCAUACAAGGGCAACUCUGUUAUUUAUAAUCUGAAAACCCUUUCUCCUCAGCUCUGGGGAAGGAGUAAACAGGACGUUUACCUGCUUUUGAAGAACUCAGUUUUCCACUAACACUGAAGCCUUUUGUUUGUUAUUUUCACCGAGUAUGAGAUUGGAGAGGUCUUUAGGGAUCAAAUUUUGUCCUCUCUCAGUGCGCUGCAGCAUCCUAGGAUUUAUUUAGAGACUCUGGUUGUAUAUUUAUUCAACUUUCUUAACACUGUAAGUAAAAUAAAAACUUUCAAAAAACAAAAACAAAAUCGUGGGCCAGACUUUCAAAGGAACAAAAACUAAUCGUCAUUUUGAAGAAAAUGACUCACCUAGGACACAUUUUAAUCCAUUAAAAUCAAGGGAAACUAGCACACUUGAGAAAUAUGUCCCUUUACAAAUAAAUGAUUU
This is a messenger RNA of Rhinopithecus roxellana (golden snub-nosed monkey), 2452 nucleotides long. Its product is annotated as translation initiation factor IF-2-like. The transcript is spliced from 2 exons. The record is from RefSeq and is a predicted model, not a curated record. Bases 1 to 1323 code for a protein of 440 amino acids. NCBI's taxonomy places the organism in Eukaryota, Metazoa, Chordata, Mammalia, Primates, Cercopithecidae.